AUUUUCUAGUAAUUCUUGCAACAUUGGCUGGCCAUAAAUAUUUAAAUAUUUAACUAGAGUGGUUUAUUUUGCAUUGGGCAAAACAACUCAGUCCAUCAUCAAAUCUCCACCAUCAGCAAUCGAGCCCCAGCAUUACUAUGCUCAAGCAUUGCAAUGCGAUAAAGAUCUAUGUCUUUUAUGUCCGUUUCCUUUUUACAUCUAUCUGCGGUCUUGAAUAAAUACACCCGAAACAUAGCGGCAGGCUGCAGCUAUUUUUUAUGUUUAUUUAGUUGGCACUUUGGCACCUUCAUUCACAGUCCAUUCACCAAGAUACAAGUAUCAAUACAGCAGUUUUGCUUAUGUUCUUUGAAAUAUCCAUUUCCUCUAUAGCGAAUAUAAAACAUACAUCUCUCUCUUUAUCCUUCUAUCUCUUCAAUGCUAACCCCAUUUCUCUCUCUCUUUUCUUUUGUUUACUCUCAUCUACUUCACCCCAUAUACCGCACCACCAGACGAAGCAUCAUGUUUGUCUUCCGGGCAGAGGACUUGCCCAAGGAUCCUGUCUUUCCUGCUGAUCUGAAGCAGCUUGGCUACUUCAUCAAUGACCAGGACCAGAUCAAAAAGAUCUCGAACCCCGAAGAGGACUUUGUUUUCAAAAUCAAUACCAAUGAUCGCUACAAUGAGAUGCAGAAGGAAGCUAUGAAUACAUGUAUCCGACAAAUCGUCAUUUCCCGUCUCCUCAAUCUGGGUCUCGAGACCCUCCGUCUCCCAAUUGGCGCAGCAGCAAACUCUCAACAUGUCCCCAUCCUAACAUCCCCAGCCUUCCAAUACCAGCCCCGCCUCAUCGUCGUCUUUGGCGAUCCAACCCAAGACCUGGGCAUCUGGGCCUAUCGCGUCAUCAGCAAGAAGGGUAUCAACAUCGGCUCCGCCGUGAACUUUGCAACCGCGGUUGUAGGCGAUAGCAGCAGCAGCCCCAUGGGUUCUGAGUAUCAAACCGCUAACACGAACGUCGCUAAUUCAAGUAAGAAUCAGGAUCAGAAACAGAGCCAGGAUAACUGGUCCAACUCCCGCACGGGAACGGGCCUUAUUCUGACAAACCCAGGCCAGCUGGUAUGGCACUGCGGCAAGGAACAGGCUAUUUCGCUGCCAAUGUGGCAUGCUCUUCCUCGGCGCAGUGCCGUGGAGCCGCCCAUGCGGAUGACGUUCCGGAAUAAGAUCCCCGGUAACGAAACAUGGCAGGAUCACAUUACUUAUGUCUUUGAGGAGGUGCUGGGGAAACUUGCGGCGCCCGACGUGAAGAUCGAUGUCAUCGGGUUGGCAGAGGGGGGAUUAGGUGCCGUGAGAUAUUUGGCUGAGCACUGGCCAACCUGGCAAUCCCGCAUCUCCUCCAUCUGCCUCACCAACCCCCUCCACGACACAAACCACCUCCACCCGCCAGAAUUCGCCACCUUCAUGUCCACACGCAGCCGCGCCUACCUACUCUCCGAGAAACCACUCAGCACGCCCGUUGCGGGUCGCUACGAGUUCGGCUGUAACUGUUAUUCGGCCGGGGAGGCGUUGGAUGUCGAGUCUAUCAUGCCCAGGGCCUGGGGUGGUAUGCUGAAGUGGCUGGAUGUUAUGUUUGAGAAUAGCGCGCUGGAGGAGGUUGAGGUUAUUGUGGCGGAAGAUGGGGAGGGGGAGGGGGAUGUGGUGGCUUCUUAAAGGGAUGGAGUGGGUGGGUGGGUACAUGGGGUCUGUUUGAGGGGUUUGCGGAGGGUGGUGGUAUUUUAUUGCCUUUUUUUUUUUUUCUUUU
Blastomyces dermatitidis ER-3 is the source of this 1768-nucleotide messenger RNA. RefSeq lists its product as uncharacterized. Gene Ontology annotation, cellular component: nucleus. NCBI's taxonomy places the organism in Eukaryota, Fungi, Ascomycota, Eurotiomycetes, Onygenales, Ajellomycetaceae. The transcript is spliced from 4 exons. Gene Ontology annotation, biological process: regulatory ncRNA-mediated heterochromatin formation. The coding region runs from base 415 to 1677 and encodes 420 amino acids. The record is from RefSeq and is a predicted model, not a curated record. Gene Ontology annotation, molecular function: siRNA binding.